CGGGAGGUAUGGACUCAGAAGUCGAGAAACGUCAACGUCUUACUGGAGAAGGUAGACAACCAGGGUUACUCGUUUAAUUUUAAGAAGUCUUUUCAGUGAAGCAAUCCAUCGUGGCGGAACAAACGCCUUCACAAUAUCCCAUUAGCAAGCUGACAGGCAUUACUGGGGGCCGGCUUGGGGCAAAUACAAGGAAUUGGAGAGUGGAGGCGCAACACCUGUUGAAACGGCCUGCAGGGAGAGCGAGAGCCCCAGAAAGAAGCCAUGGAAUCCAGCCCGUUCAGCCGGAGGCAGUGGGCCUCCCAGUCCCUGCGCAUCACAGCCAGAGAGCUGUCUCUGGUCCCCACCCGCGGGAGGGGCAAUGCCAUCGCCGAGCGAUUCUCCAAGUACCAGAGGGCUGCUGAAGAGGCGAGUGCAGACAAGAAGAAAGUGGCUGUGGACACCCUCCCCCCCCAUCGCUCGGGAAACCUGAGCGUUCUGAAGAAGCGUUGGGAGCAGCCCCUCCGGCAGGCCAAGCCCACAGCCCCGCCCGCGGCCCCGCCCCGCUCGCGCCUCAUCACCCCGCCGCCCUCCUCCAAACCCGCGCUCCAGGCCACGCCCGUGCCCAGCCCGCUGGCAGAGCCGCCCGUCUCGGCCAAGUCGCCAAGCACACCGGGGAGCGGGAGUCAGUUUGUGUACCCCACGGAAGGAGAGCGAGAGCAGGAGGCCAUGGAGAGGACGCAGAGGAAGUCUGUGAGCGCGGAGGAAGAGGUGAAGUCCCCCGUGCUGCCCGUCAGCCCCCGGGAGAAACCCAGCGUGCCCCUCACCAGUCUGAAGAGGAUGUUCGAGAAGGGAGAGGCCACUCACCAUAAAGGGUCCAGAGAGACUGGCAGGACUGGAGGGAACAGCGCCACUGAGGACGGGGAACUGCGCCCAGGAGACAGAGGGUUUUCAGACGGAUCGUCCACCCUGGACAGGGUGCGGGAGACCACCUCCGUACGUGAUCGGCUGGCCAAGUACCAGGCUGCUGUGUCCAAAAAGGACCCUUCACCUGCAGUGCACAAUGCGGAGCAGACUGGACCGGAGGAGGACCGGAGCGCCCCCCGUGUGGACCAGAAGGAGAACGUGCCGCCGGUUGGCACAGCCACGAAUGACUCUGACCCUGCAUCCAGCAGCAGGAAGGCCUCCACCACAGACGGCAAUGGCCUGUCUCCGAUCUCAGAGACUCCAGCCCCCAGUGCCGGCGCCUCUGUGCCCCCCGCCUCCAAGGACAGCGCCCAGCCCAAGGCUGCCAGAAAGUUUGGCCGGCCGAUGCGUGAGACCUGUGUGGCCUGCCUGAAGACUGUGUAUCCGCUGGAGCGCCUGAUGGCCAAUCAGCAGAUCUUUCACAAAUCCUGCUUCCGCUGCUCCCACUGUAACACCAAACUGAGCUUGGGGAACUACGCUUCUCUGCAUGGCAACGCGUACUGCAAGCCGCACUUCAGCCAGCUGUUCAAGGCCAAGGGCAACUAUGACGAAGGCUUUGGCCACCGUCCGCACAAGGACCUGUGGACACCCCGGGCGGAGGAGGACGAGGAGGAGAGGGAGGGAGAGCCCCCAGCCCUCAGAACGGCCCCUACCCCCAAAGCGGCCCCCGAAGCCAAGUCACCAAGCCCCACCGUGGAGGAGUCUCCCAUCGCCAAGGUGACAGACCUGGCGGCUGACCUGGAGACGCGGGGGCACAGCUCUCCUCUGCCGGCGGAGAAGCCCACCGAGAAGCUGGCCGAGACGCGGCGGCUGAGAAUCGCCUGGCCACCCCCCACCGAGAAGGGCCUCGGGGCUCCCGACUCCGCCCUAGAAGGGGGCCAUGUCAGGCACUUCCGGGGUAAGUGGCCCCCGGAGGACGACCUGGCAGCCCCCUUGGCCCAGAGCUCAGAACGCUCGGAGCUCAAGAACCUCCGCAGGAGCGCCUCUCUGAAGGAGCGCAGCCGGCCCUUCUCAUUGGCCAUCUGCUCUCCCCCGACCCUCGACCCCGCCCCUAGAGAGCCACGCCGCCCAGUCAGGGGGCUGCUGAAGAGGAGGAGCUCCCUGGAGGCCACGCCCCCGGCCCCCAUGCCCCACACCAAUGAGCCAGAGGGGGAGCCAGAGCCGAAGGCGGAACCAGAGGCAGUGUCGAAGGCGGAGCCUGAUAGUGAGCCAGACAGGGAGGAAGUGACCACACCCGGAGACAGUGUCGUGAACGGAGAGGAAGAGGAGCGCAGCAGCACGCAGGAAGCCGAAGGUGCCUCCCCCACAGAGGAGGAGGCCAAAGAAACGGCAGGCGAAGACCAGGAGUCAGCCGAGGAGGAGAAGCCCACCCCAACCCUGCCAGAGGCUUCACCCUCCCCCCCGCCGGCGAGCAAGCAGAACAGGACAUCCCAGGACGUGGGCUUCUGGGACGGGGAGGAGGCGGAGGAGGAGGGCGGGGAGCUGUCAGUGGAGGAGAUGAUCAAGAGGAACCGCUACUAUGAGGAGGAGGAAGAGGACGAGGAAGAAGACCAGGAGGGCUGAAACGCCACCUUUUCCUACAUCCUGGGACUUCCUAAGUCUCAGAUUUCCCCCCAGAAAUUAUACAUUCCUUAAAAAUGCCAGUCUGACCAUUUUAGUGAUUUGCCUCCCUCCCCAUCUCACACAUCUUGUGAUCUGAACUUUCUUCUGAGUAGAGUAACCGCUGCUCAGUCCAGCAUGUUUGUUUCGGCACAAUCGUUUUAUGCUUUUAUUCUGUCCACUGAAAAAACUGCCACACUCCUGAGAACCAGCCUUUCAGAAACAAAAUAAAAUAACUAUUUUAAUCUCCUUUUCCCAGAAUCAUGAACAAAAGGAAACUACCGCACAUUUUCCGCAUUGGCCACAAGUUUGUGGGAGGAAAAAAAGCUUGUAUAUUUUUCUUUUGUAUCUUUUAUGCUGUAAGGUUUGUCAUAUGUUUAUCUUUUAAAUUGAACUUGGUACAGUUUUACAUUACUAUGGCUUUUAUACAGUGGGGAGGGGAAUAUCGUCUCACGAGGCCUCUGAACUGGAAUCUAUGCAUUAUAAUAAACCUUUUAUUUUAUAAAACUGUGGCCUUAUCUUCCGCUACGUAGUACAAUUAACUUCUUUGAUGGUCUGAGAUGAACCGGGAGUUUUGAGAAGUACCAGGGAUCAGCUCCUCUGCAAUUCUCAUCCAUCCAAACCCUUAUAAACCCUUUCAGGUGUAAGAUCACAAAUAUGUUAUUAGGAUAUUCUUAACUGAACGUGAUGCAAUCAUCACUACUGGUGCUUGAAUGCAAUGGAGGUCUAGAUCACUUAAAAAACAUUCCAACAAACCUACUCUUCAAUGGGUUGAAAUGGAUAGGAAGAGAAACUAUGUAGUGCUCUAUGCUCUGCAAACAAUUUUCUCUAUUUUUUGUGUUUCAUUUUGGAGGGGGGUGAAUUAUUGAGUGGGUUUGGUUGUGAGUGUGUGUGUGUGUGUGUGUGUGUGUGUGUGUGUGUGUGAGAAUGGACAUGGUAAACGGUGGAUAGUGUACAAUUCUCUUCCCUUUCUGAUAAGGAAACAAAUUCUGCAUUUUUAAUCUGAACUGUAAGAAAAAUGACAAGGAGUGAUCUCAUCAACUUGAGCUGUCCAUGAGCUGAACACUGUAAAUCCAUUAUUUGUACAACAUGAAAUAAGACUGUUCAAACAAAAGAAUUGCCUAUCCUGAAUACAAUGUUAUUUAUACAAGUCACAUACCCAUGUGUACUGCAGUAGGCUAUAUUUGCACAUUCAAAUUUGUGGUAUAAAAUACCCUUCUGUUGUCUUAAAGUCAUGCUGCCAGGCCAAUAUUAAUCUGUAAACAGUCCUGACACUUUCCCAGUGAUGCUGUAAUGGGCAUUUAAUUGGUUGUGUUUCCAUGUCUAUGUAAUAAAGAUGAAAAUGCA
This is a messenger RNA of Conger conger (European conger), 3888 nucleotides long. RefSeq names its product LIM domain and actin-binding protein 1-like. Gene Ontology annotation, molecular function: actin filament binding. The transcript has 11 exons. Lineage: Eukaryota; Metazoa; Chordata; Actinopteri; Anguilliformes; Congridae. The coding region runs from base 262 to 2505 and encodes 747 amino acids. Gene Ontology annotation, cellular component: plasma membrane; actin cytoskeleton. The record is from RefSeq and is a predicted model, not a curated record. Gene Ontology annotation, biological process: actin filament bundle assembly.